UGGCUUCAAGUUGAGCAGUUGAGAGUCCCGCAGCCGAACCAUUGGUGCGUAAUGGUGCACGACUGGACGGCAGAUGUUUCACCACCGGGACACUCUGUCUCUGCACACUGAACCCCUCCGACUUUUUUUUCUCAGCGUAGGCGUGCGUUAACUUGCUGUCCUGAGUUAUCUGUGGAAGGAAAAGGGACGAAGAAGGAAAAAAAAAAAAAAAUUGGGCUACCUCUUCAAACCGUCCCGGUUUUUACCGGGGAGUUGUCGUCAUCAGCACCCCAGAUAUCCCCCCCCCUUAGCUCCCUAAAUGGAUGGGACAGUCUUGGUCUAUGCAGUUCAGCACAGGCCAAAUGAUUGGAAACAACUUGUGAAUAUCCGUGAAUUUGGCGUCUAAAGGGAAACGCUCAGAAAUGCACGGCUGCUUCGCUGGAGCUCAACUCUGAGGACUUUUCUCCUGCAUUUGUGCUUUUUUUUCAGGAGGAAGGACUCCGCUCAAAGUUUACAACAGAAAGGAAAACUCAGUGCUGAAGUGGCAGCUCUCACACUAUAGCGCUCGCUAUGGAUUGUAUGUAUUUAUUGAUGUGCUUUUCACUCAGUCAAGUAUUUCUGGAUCAUGUUUUUGCUGAAGAAACACAUGAAAAACUCUCUGGAAAGUUAAGUGAAUAUGGUCUUAUCGUGCCAUUCAGCACAGACUCCCGUGGCAGAUAUAUGUCUCACGUGGUCUCUGCUGGAAGUGGAAGUAAAGGUGAUGCUGAUGCUGAUGCCGCCUCAGCCUCCGGCAGCAGCAGAAGAAGGGUGGCCCGCGGUGCCCCCGAGAUGCCCCCGGUCACCCCUGCCUCAGCGCAGCACUUGUUUUUCAAUGUCACUGUGUUUGGGAAAGAACUGCACCUCCGCCUUAGGGCCAACAGGAGGCUGGUGGCCCCGGGAGCUUUUGUGGAAUGGCAGGAAGACUUUUUGGAAAAGGCCAAGGAGCAUAUCCACAAGGACUGUGUUUUCACUGGAGAUGUGAGCAACAUGCCGGAGGCCUCUGUGGCUAUCAGCAAUUGUGACGGACUGGCAGGUCUGAUCCGGACUGAUAAUGGGGAGUUUUUCAUCGAGCCCCUUGAGAAGGGCCAACAGGACGUGGAAGUGAAGGGGCGUGUCCAUGUGGUCUACCGCAGGUCAGCCAUCAAGCGGGAGACGGGCCAGAGGAGGGAGGACCUCCACAAUGAAGUGGCAAACUUUGGGAUCGCAGACCUCCCUGCAGCUCUGGAUCUCGUCGAACAUAAACUGUCUGACUCCGAGCGCAAGAGGAGGCACGCAAAGAAAGACGACUACAACAUCGAGGUGCUGCUGGCUGUGGACGACUCGGUGGUUCGCUUCCACGGCAAGGAGCAUGUGCAGAAUUAUGUUCUCACGCUCAUGAACAUAGUUGAUGAAAUCUACCACGAUGAAUCUUUGGGAACCAACAUAAAUGUUGUCCUUGUUCGCAUGAUAAUGGUCGGGUACCGACAGUCUAUAUGCCUGAUCGAGCGUGGCAACCCAUCCCGCAGCCUGGAGCAGGUGUGUCGAUGGGCCAACACGCAGCAGCGCCGUGAUCCUGACCACGCUGAGUACCACGAUCACGCCAUCUUCCUCACAAGGCAAGAUUUUGGUCCCGCAGGUAUGCAAGGUUACGCUCCAGUUACAGGGAUGUGCCACCCACUGAGGAGCUGCACUCUGAACCACGAGGACGGCUUCUCCUCCGCCUUUGUGGUUGCUCAUGAAACCGGCCAUGUGCUGGGCAUGGAGCACGAUGGCCAGGGGAAUCGUUGUGCCGAUGAGACCAGUAUGGGCAGCAUCAUGGCACCACUUGUCCAGGCAGCUUUCCACCGCUAUCACUGGUCACGUUGCAGCAAGCAGGAGCUCAAUCGAUACAUCCACUCCUAUGACUGCCUGCUGGAUGAUCCAUUUGAACACAAGUGGCCUAAGCUUCCUGAGCUCCCUGGAAUAAAUUAUUCAAUGGACGAGCAAUGCCGCUUUGAUUUUGGUGUCGGUUAUAAAAUGUGCACCGCUUUUCGAACCUACGACCCUUGCAAGCAACUGUGGUGCAGUCACCCAGACAACCAGUACUUUUGUAAAACCAAAAAAGGUCCUCCGGUGGAUGGAACCGAGUGUGCACCAGGAAAGUGGUGCUUCAAAGGCCAUUGCAUCUGGAGAUCCAGCCAGCAACCUCAAGGCCAUGAUGGGAGUUGGGGCUCCUGGUCCAAAUUCAGCUCUUGCUCCAGGACAUGUGGAGGUGGAGUUCGCUCCCGCAGCAGACAGUGCAACAACCCUCCCCCGGCCUACGGUGGUCGAGAUUGCCCCGGCUCUGCUUUUGACUACCAGAUGUGCAACACGGAGGAGUGUGCUGGCCCUUAUGAGGACUUCCGUGCUCAGCAGUGCAUCCAAAGGAGCAACAAAUACCACAACAACAUCAAGCACACGUGGCUACCGUAUGAGCACCCAGAUGAGGCCCGUAAGUGUGAGCUGAGCUGUACAUCAAAGGAAACAGGAGAGGUGGUGUUCAUGAAUCAGGUGAUGCACGAUGGGACCCGCUGCAGCUACUCAGAGCCCUUCAGCGUGUGCGCCCGGGGAGAGUGUCUGCAUGUGGGCUGCGAUAAGGAGGUUGGCUCAUACAAACAAGAGGACAAAUGUGGAGUGUGCCAGGGGGACAACUCCCACUGUCGCACCGUGAAGCUGACACUCACCAAGACGCCUAAAAAGAAUGGAAUGCUGAAAAUGUUCGACAUCCCUAUAGGAGCCCGCCACAUAGUAAUCGAAGAGAACGAGACUUCCCCUCAUAUAAUUGCUGUGAAGAAUCAAGUUACUGGAAACUUCAUACUGAAUUCAAAAAGUGAAGACGCUGAAACAAAGACAUUCAUCGAAAAUGGUUUACAGUGGGAGUAUUUACUCGAAGGUGGAAAGGAGACGCUAAAAACAACUGGUCCUCUGCACGAAGGCAUUGUAGUGCUGGUCAUUCCCCAGGAAGAAGAUGCAAAGAUCAGCCUGACAUAUAAGUAUAUCAUACAUGAGGACCUGUUACCGCUUAUUACCAACAACAAUGUUCUUCUGGCUGAACUGGACACCUAUGAGUGGGCACUGAAGAGCUGGUCUCAGUGCUCCAAACCCUGCGGGGGAGGCAUACAGUACACAAAAUAUGGAUGCAGAAGGAAAAGUGACAGCCGUCUAGUACAUCGAAACUUUUGUGAAACCAGCAAAAAGCCCAAACCCAUUCGCAAGCGCUGCAAUGUCCAAGAGUGCAACCAGCCCACGUGGGUCGUGGAAGAGUGGAGUCCCUGCAGUAAAACCUGCGGGAAGCUCGGCUACCAGACCAGGGCGGUGCAGUGCAUGCAGCCGCUUCACAACGGCACCAACAGGCCCGUCCACAGCAAACACUGCACCGAGAAUCGGCCAGAGACGAGAAAGGCCUGUAACCACACCACAUGCCCCGCCCAGUGGAGGACAGGGGCAUGGUCUCAGUGUUCUGUGACCUGUGGUGAAGGGAUUCAGCAAAGACAGGUGGUUUGCAAGGCCAGCGACAACACCAUUGGAGAAUGUGAGGGCGAGAAGCCGGAAACAGUCCUCAUUUGCAAACUAAGUUCUUGUCCAGGAAAGCCAGUGUCUCCUCUCACCGUUGAAACAAUGGAAAACUCCACAAUAAAAGACGAAGCUAUACACCAAAGGGCUCAUGAAAACCCUGUCCACAAAAUCUCUUCAAAUGAGCCAUGUUUGGGGGAUAAAUCAAUUUUCUGUCAAAUGGAGGUUCUUGCCCGAUAUUGUUCCAUCCCUGGAUAUAAUAAGCUUUGCUGUGAGUCUUGCAACAAGAAGGAAAACUUUGCCAUACAUUCUCCUGACCUCCAAAACACCCCAGUAGUCAAAGUUGAACCUGACGCCUCCGUUCCUACUCACCCUGCAUCGCCCAAUGCUCCUCCACCCGCUACGACCCAGAGCCCGCUGCAAACCACUAAAGCCGCAAGCAGACGGCUUCGCUCCACCGCCCCAGUGCCAACCACCAUUUCUGCUGCUGAAGCCUCCCCAUCCACAGGUGCUGCUCUGUCCCAGGGUCCCACCAGUGACUCCUUCCUCACAGCUGGGAAAGGAGACUCGGACCCGGGGUCUAUUCUACCUCCAGGGCCUCCACAGCCCACAGCAGACUCCAGUGGAGGUGCUUCUAAAGAGCACAGUCCAAACAGCACUUUAGGCCCUGUCGCUGAAAGGGCAAGAAGGGACGAUUUAGGAUCCGAGAGGGACUCGAGUCACAGAACCCUUUCAGCUUAGAAAUGAACAGUGAGCAUUGUUUUGAACAUGCUGCUCUAAGUGACGUUCUCAUACAUUGUCUCACCCAUUGCAGCAUCUGAUAGACUUGCUGCAGAUAUUGACAUUUCUUAUUGUUUUUUUUGUUUUUUUAUGUUUUUGGUUUUUUUUAUGCCAGUGAACUUAGACCAGACCAGCGAUGGUUACCUCAUCAACACUCCAGAGUGAUCUGUGCGCAGCGUUGCUCUGCCCUGUGCUUCAAAUAUGAAAUGGAAGAAAAACAAGUUGUCAGGUGCUGUAAACUAAAACGACUACAAGACGUGUUCAAAAUGUGAUGACUGCAUUGCUACAUUCAUGUUUUUAUCUGUGUACAGUUGUGUAAUCCUUUUUUUUAUUCAAGUGCAUUAGAACUACUAUUGAACUUGUAUUGUGAACAUGUGAGGAGAUGUCAAAGGCCAUGGUUUUCUAAAGGUGCACGUGUCAGCUGUGGAGGCUGGAGUGUGCCACCAGAAUAAUUGUAGAAGUUUGUAGAAUUGUAGAAGUUAUUAGCUAGUUUACUUACAAUUUUAAUGAUGCAUUGCAUAACGCAAAGUAAGUUAGCAGAUUAUAAAUGUAAUUUCUUAUUCUGUUUUAUGAAUUAAUAGAAUUUUAAAAUAGAUUUGCAAAAAUACAUUUUUAAAGCUUUUAAAUUAUAAAAACGAUGUUCUCUUUACUAAUGUCUCACAAUUCACUGUCUGCUACAGUUUUCUUUUGAUGAUAGCUCUAAUUUAGGGACGGCUCUCACAUUUCAAGAUGUGAAUCCAGUGUUUAUGCUGAGCUAAACUAAUCUAUGAACUUUUAAUGCAUCAUUUAAAUGGCAUUAUUAAAUUGAUAAUGGCUUUUUGAUAUGUUUAAAAUAAGGCAUCUGUCAAGUAUAUAAUUAUUUCAGUGGCACACUUCAGCCUCCAGCCACAUCACUCCUGGCAGGGAGCCUCGUGGCUUCUCUGUCCCUGGUGCUCUUUUUUUAUUGUAUGUUCCCAAAUCCUACGUACUGGUGAUGAUCCUCACAGGUAAGAAAAUCAUGACUGUCUGCAAGCCAACCCCACUGUAGCAUGUUAUCUGUCUGCCUUUGUGGAAAUCGGUCACUUAACGCUUUAAAAACAAAAAAAAGAUUUAAGAAAAAAAAUACUCAUUAUCUUUUUGUAACUGAUAUAUUUUUCAGAUAAUAAUGUAUAUAGUGUAAAUUUCAAGUUAAGAAAAGAAACCGAAGGUUUGUUACAAUUAAAAAAUACAGGCGAUACUAUAAGUCUACAGGCCGUGGUUGGUCACAUUCCGGCAUUGCAGUUCAUAACAUCAUUAUGUUUAUUGUAUAGUUAUUGUAUAUACGUACGUGAAUGAAAGCUUUAAAUGUUAAUAUUUAUUGAAUUUUAAGUGGUAUGGAGAACAAAGUAAAACACGUUUGAAAGAA
Etheostoma spectabile (orangethroat darter) is the source of this 5692-nucleotide messenger RNA. It is a transcript of the gene adamts14, whose product is annotated as ADAM metallopeptidase with thrombospondin type 1 motif, 14. Bases 550 to 4269 code for a protein of 1239 amino acids. Gene Ontology annotation, cellular component: extracellular matrix. The record is from RefSeq and is a predicted model, not a curated record. Gene Ontology annotation, molecular function: metalloendopeptidase activity. The transcript has 22 exons. NCBI's taxonomy places the organism in Eukaryota, Metazoa, Chordata, Actinopteri, Perciformes, Percidae. Gene Ontology annotation, biological process: proteolysis; extracellular matrix organization.